AUGGACCAAACUCAAGCCGGCGGUCUUCUCGACCCGCCCGAGCUCACGCCGCUCGAACAAGAGGUUUUGGACGAGUAUGAGCGACUGGCUGACAACAUGAACAAGCUGGCCACUAUUCUCGAACAUCUCGCCUCGAAUCCUAGCUCAGAAAUCCUCGAUGGCCUUCGCGAGCUCGAGCGCAAAACAAGCCUUGCCUUUACGCUUCUCAAAGCCAGUGUUUACAGCAUAGUCUUGCAGCAGGAGAUCGACUGGGGUGAUGGCUCGACGGCGCAGUAA
Molecule: messenger RNA, 276 nt
Organism: Fusarium pseudograminearum CS3096
Lineage: Eukaryota; Fungi; Ascomycota; Sordariomycetes; Hypocreales; Nectriaceae
Exons: 2
Coding region: 1-276 (91 amino acids)
Biological process (GO): attachment of spindle microtubules to kinetochore
Cellular component (GO): DASH complex; mitotic spindle
Source: RefSeq, a predicted model, not a curated record